AUGGGCCAUGACCCUCUACGCUGGCCCAAUGCGGAUUGGAGGGUAUUAACGACUGCAAAUGCAGCCGGGACCAACGGCUUAACGUGCCUUCCGAAGCACGGAGUAGCUCGAGAUAAUCGUUUUUUGGUCACCCAUCCGGUGACCGACCCUUGCGAAAGUUGCUUAACGACAACGAUCGCGGGCCGCGGCGCUAAUCCACUACGCCACCGAGCUAUCGACUAUUAAAUGCACUUAAGUUUUAAUUUUUAUUCAUUGAUGGUGCUUUUUUGGUUAGCUUGGUUGUUUGUUCUUAACAAUUAUUGUGUUUUUUAUAGACCUAUUGCUAGUCUAAAAAUAACAUGAUUUCGGUGUUUACAAUGGAUUAAAAAACAGCGCUUUAUGAGCAACUGCAUUGAAAAUAUAUAUAAAGUGUUU
Messenger RNA from Diatraea saccharalis (sugarcane borer), 414 nucleotides. NCBI's taxonomy places the organism in Eukaryota, Metazoa, Arthropoda, Insecta, Lepidoptera, Crambidae. The record is from the annotation of a GenBank genome assembly.